AUGUAUCUAUUCAAAACUUUUGUUUGUUUCACCUUUGCAAUUGCGGUAGUUAAUGGAGAUUCAACAAAUUCUUCGUCGCUAUUGGAUAAAAUAUCUGCUGACUUCGGUUCAUCGCCAGAAGAUUACUCUUACUUUCCGGCUACAAAUAUAGGAUCUAACUCAGGAUUCCUAAAUGAACAUGCUGGUCAACUAAUUUUUCAAACAGAGGAUGAAUUAUUUGAUUCUAUUUUCUGGAGGGAGCUUCAGAGGAAGAAAAAUCCGCAACGAGCAGGUAGAUUUGUGUUGAAGAUAGAAGAGACAGGAUCGGUGUAUCAUUUCGGUGAGUCGGAAAUGCAACUACCAACUGGCCAAUCAUUUCUACCAGAAUGGAUUUAUAAACCAAGACGAGACAUUGAAUUAUUAGAAGUUGACUAUGGUGAAGGAGUUAAGUUAGAUGCAUUAAACAUCCCGGUCAGCUACUGUAAGCUGGCAGAGUUGACAUCAGGAUCUGGUAGCACCGUCUUAUCGACAACAAUAGGGCACACGAUAUCAAUAGGAAUUUCAAGAUGGGUAAGGUGGGGUGUUGUCAUUGCUGGAAUUUCGUUAAAUACUGGUAUAGAUACAGUUGACAUUCUGGUUUCUAAUUCAUUUAGCAUAAGUUGCACUUACCCACAAGGGAAUAGACUACAGGUGUUUGCAAAGAUCAAUUAUAUUUCUUUCCCAAACGCAAGAAUGCGUAAGGUAGCCUAUAGAAGUAAUAGUAACAGUUUUGAAAGUGAAGAAAUGUGGGAAAGGAUUAUAAGCUCCGAUGGAAAGUAUGAAGAGUAUGGGCUCGUUUUGUUUGCUAAUGUAGCCCAUCCACCUACUCUUGAAUGUGUGAAUUUUGAAGCAGAUCUCAGAUGCGAGUCGUUUGUCGACUUAGCUAAUGAUCCAUUACUGGCCCUAGACUAUGUUGUAUAG
Messenger RNA from Dujonia railenensis, 939 nucleotides. The record is from the annotation of a GenBank genome assembly. NCBI's taxonomy places the organism in Eukaryota, Fungi, Ascomycota, Pichiomycetes, Serinales, Debaryomycetaceae.